AUGUACUACAGGACAGGGCAACAGAUUCUGCUCUGUGGUCAUCAGAUUGAAGGUGGAUGGGCAGUGGAGGUGAGCAGAGCAAAACUAGCACGGAAGAUGAGGCCAGAAAACUAUGAUAACUCAGAGGGGAAAUCACUACAAGGGGAAGGAGUAGAGCUCUACAGGUUGAGAACAGACAUUGUUUUACCAUUCAAUUCGUUGGAUCUAAUUAAAGGUGCACUUCCUAUGACCUCCAAUUUUCCACCAGCCCACCCACACCCAUAG
Messenger RNA from Ilex paraguariensis (yerba mate), 264 nucleotides. The record is from the annotation of a GenBank genome assembly. NCBI's taxonomy places the organism in Eukaryota, Viridiplantae, Streptophyta, Magnoliopsida, Aquifoliales, Aquifoliaceae.